AUGAAAUGGUUUAAUUAUAUAUGUUCACUUUUGUUUUUGUUGUUUUUUUUUACAGGAAAUGAAAACACUUUGCCACAAUCAUCAAACGCACAGGAUUCUAUUCUGGAUGAAGGUAAAGCCAACACACAAGAGGAUGUGCGUGAGGAAAGGAUGCGUGAUGAUGUUGCCAUAACUCAACCUGCAGAAGAGACAAAUGCACAGGAACCUAAUUUCCACACAGAAGAAGAAGUAAAACAAAUAGAUGAGACUCAGGAAGGAGCAGAAAAUUUAGACAGGGUGGAUGAACAAAGUGAGGUUGAACAACAAGAUAAAAGAGAGGAAGUAAAAACUGAAACCAAGGAGGCAGAGGAGAAAGUUAAUGCAGAGACCCAUGCUGAAACACUGGACACUGGAAAUACACAAACUAAGGUUUCGGAGAUGGAGGUAGAGGGUCAGGCAUCUCAGACAGAGAAUGGUACAGAAACAGGUGCAGGAGACACUGAGAGGCAGCGAGACACUGAUGACGUAGAUCAGAACAUAGAGAGGAGGAGCGAUGGACAGACAGACAGAGAUGAAAGAGAAGACCUAGCAGAUGAGGCUGGGGUUGAUAGGUCAACUGGGGAAAUAGUAGAGGAGACAGAUGAUAAGGUUGAUGAUUGUAAGGUGGAAGAUGGAGAAAAAAAAGAUAAGGCAGAAGAAGAAGCUGCAGAAAAGCUAGAGGUUCAGGACAGAAGUGAAAGUCUGGAAAAAGAGGAGACAGAGAAAACCGGGGAUGAAGAGACUCAAGAUGGUGAGAAAGAAAAUGAGUUAGAGGGUGGUGAUAAUUUAAAUGCAGAAGAGAAUGAGGACAGUACAGAAAAAUAUGAAGACGGUGUGAAUGAUGAACAUAAAGAAGGUGAAGCUGAAGAACUGUCUGGUGAGACUGGGAAUAAACAAAACGAGUCAGAAGAUGGUCAAGAUGUAAGCACACAGGGUAAUGAAAAACAGAAUGAUGCCCUGAAUGAUGAACAGAAUGAAACAGAGGAGGAACAGCUAAGAAACAAACUUGAGGCAGAGGAAGAAGGGCUAGAGAAACCAAACAAAGAUGAUGAUAAUGGAGGAGAAACCAAAGUUAAAGAUGAAACAAUGGAAGAUGGGGCUCAGAGAGAAGAAGAAGCAGAGAUGGAGGAUAAGAAAAUAGCAGAGGGAGCAGAUGGAAAUUGUUUAGAGAAUGAGCUAGAAACAGGUGAAAAGUUGGUAGAAGGGUCAGAGAAAGAGGUGACAGAUAUGAAUAAAAUUAGUGAGACUACAUUAGAGACAGGUGAUGGAAAAGAAGAGGCAGUUUCAGAUGAAAAUACAGGCCAGAAAGUAGAGACCAACAUUGAGGACCAAAAUAAGGAAUCUGUUUCACAGGAAGAACCAAAUGAAAUAGAUUCAAGGGCGGCACCCAAUGAUGACACAGAGGCUAGUACCAAAGAACAAGUAGAUGAACCUGCUGGGGUGAAUAAUGGCUUGCUAGACAGUAACAUAGAUGCUGAAAAUGGAGAGAGACAAGAUGUUAGUCUUGAGGAGGCUGAGAAGGUAGAAGAAUAUCCCCAAGAGGAAAUGCAAAGUAAAUCAGAGGGUGAGACAACUGGUGAUAGGGAUCAAAACGUUAUUUAUAAUAAUGAAAAGCCAGAAACAGAUGAAGAUGUAAAAGAAGAAGAAAAACAUGAUGACAAUGAGAAUGAAAACAAGUCAGAUGCUGAACUUGUUACCUCAGUAAGACAGUCUCAAUUGGGUGAUGAACAUGAGGACCAGGCCAGUGACAAUCUAAAAGCAGACAAAGAAGAGGCUGAUAAAGAAUCAGAAGCAUCUGCAACAACGUUCAUAGAAAAUGUAACCUCUCAGAUAACACAGGAGACAAUCAAUAAGGACGCAGAAAAUGACAUUGUCUCAGCAGAUGCCAAAGCACAAGAACUAAACGAGUCAGAACUGAAAGGUACUGCCGAUGAACUGAGUAGAGAUGCUCCUGAAGCAAUGGAUGGUAAUCCAUUAGAACCUUCGGAGAAAAAAGUGAAUUCUGUAAAUAAUGAUGGUGGCUCAUUUGUUUCCCAUUCACUAAAAUCACAGCCUGUGGAGAAAGUCAAAGAUCCAGUUCUGAGCAUCGAUUCAGAAGAUCUGGCCAUUCAUUCAGCAGCUUUAACUAAAGCAGUUGGGGUGGAUCUUGUAAGUAACUGGAUUAACAUACACCAAGAAUCAAGGUAUUUUCAGACAUUCAUCGAGCCUCUAGAUGAAGAGGGUCUCAUCUCGGAAGAAACCGAAGAGAGGCUAAAUGGUGAAGUAUUAAAUGAUACAGAAGCACCAACAAGUACUGAUAUUGAGGGCCUUGAUGAAACACUCAGGAGUAGAGAUGAAACUGCAACUCCUGUAGGGAAAAUAUUCAAUGAGAACACAGAGUCUGUAGUUGAAAGCUUGAAAACGGAGACCAAAGCUGAGGUUGUGCAAGCAGACGCUCACAGUAAUCACUCCAAAGACAGCAUAGAAACCUCAACCAAAAAUGAAGGAGUCCAGGAAGCUGGAGAUACCAAAGGUUCUUUGGUCACUACUUGGUCAAGACAAAGUAAUAAUGAACAGACCAAUCAAAAAGACAUUGCUAGACAGGAAACUUCAAUAUCAGAUGAUGUCAUAAACCUAAGGACAACAGCAACAUCUGAAGACAUUCAAGAGAGAGCACCAUCUGAAACUGAACAUCAGGAUGUACCGACAAAUGACGACUUAAAUGAAAAAGAGUCAGAAAGAAGUAAUCAACAAAAUAUAACUGAGGAAACCACACAUUUAUCCCAAACAGAGGAAGCAAGUAACAAAGAGACUUUGGAGAUUUCAGAACACAAUUUGCAAACUGAACAUGUAUCUCAGACAGAGUGUAUCGAACCUCAAAGUCCAACAAUCACAGUAAUUACAGACCUCACAAUCAUCAAUAAAUCGGAAAACGGAAGCCAAGAUGACGCUGCAAGUGUAGACUUUCAUUCCAGACAGUCAGAUGGAAACAAAAACAUGGAUGGAAACAGGAGAACGAAAGUAAUCGAUGGUCAUUUAAAACAGACUCUCAGCAGCAGAGACACUUUAAGCACUUUCUCAUUGGAAGAAUCAAGGUUUUUUGGGCCAGCUGGAUAUCCAAGAUUAACGACUGCUCACACAGAGAACAGUUAUUAGAACCACAGUAAAUCCUUCAGCUAACCGAGGGGUGUCCAAUCCUUCUCCUGUUCCACUGAGUUUAGGUCCAACCCCAAUUAAGCAUAUCUGAAACAGGGUCAAGGUCUUGAGGGUUACUAGAACUUCCAGAAAGGCGUGCUGGGGAAAGUUUGAACUGAACACUGCAAGACACUGGCUUUCCAGGAGCAGGAUUGGACCCAUAUUAACGUGUUUAAAAUAAUGGCACUUCCUUUUCCUUAUCAGAGACCCAUAGUGAGUCUUGUGUGCUUGGUAGGGAAGUUAGCAACAGCCCACUGAAAAUAGACACCGUAGGACUCGCACAGCACAAAUAAUUUAAUUAUUCAUGAUGCGGAGCCCUCCAGUUGGUCAGGCUGUACUAACAGUAUACCAACAUACUUCAGA
Puntigrus tetrazona (Sumatra barb) is the source of this 3555-nucleotide messenger RNA. RefSeq lists its product as uncharacterized. The record is from RefSeq and is a predicted model, not a curated record. Bases 1 to 3153 code for a protein of 1050 amino acids. Lineage: Eukaryota; Metazoa; Chordata; Actinopteri; Cypriniformes; Cyprinidae. The transcript has a single exon.